CUGGCAUUUAACGGCGGAAACCGGAAGUGUUUGUCACAGGAGGCUAAGCUAACAGGCUAACCGAGUGAGGAGCCAGCGUCUGGUGUUCGUCUCUGAGUCCGAGUCCAAGUCCGAGUCCGAGUGCAAAUCCCAGUGCCGGCAGCAGGAUGAGUCUGCAGUGGACGGCCGUGGCCACCUUCCUGUACGCUGAGGUCUUCUUUGUCCUGCUGCUCUGCAUCCCGUUCAUCUCCCCCAAGAGAUGGAACAAGAUCUUCAAGUCUCGUCUGAUCCAGACCAUCGCUCUGUAUGGAAACACCUCCUUCAUGGUCGCCAUCGCCAUCCUCGUCUUCCUACUCAUUGAUGCGUUUCGGGAGGUCAGGAAGUACAGCGUGACGGAGAAAGUCGACCUGACCAACAACCCGGUGGCCAUCGAGCACAUCCACAUGAAACUGUUCAGAGCUCAGAGGAACGAGUACAUCGCCGGCUUCGCCCUGCUGCUCUGCCUGCUGCUCCGUCGGCUGGCCACUCUACUUUCCCAGCAGGCCUCGCUCAUGGCCUCAAACGAAGCCUUCAAGAAGCAGGCGGAGGGUGCCAGUGCCGCCGCCAGGAAGUACAUGGAGGACAACGAGCAGCUGCAGGAGAAGCUGCGUGACGCCGGCGUUCCUCUGCCGGAGGCCGGGAAGAAGACAGGAGCCGACGUGGAGGAGGACAACAAGAGUCUGAAACAGGAGGUGAAGAAGCUGAAGGAGGAGCUGGACGACACCAAGACAGCUCUGCAGAAGUCGGACAGCGACGUUCGAGCCAUGAAGAAACAGGCGGAGAACCUGACGGUGGAGUACGACCGCCUGCUGGAGGAGCACAGCAAGCUGCUGGCGAGCAGCGACAAGAAGUCGGACUGAGCCGCUCUCCGCUUCACUCCCUCAUCAUCAUCAUCAUCAUCCUCUCCUUCUUCUUCUUCUUCUUCAUCUCCGUCUUCACCGUCGUCAGCAGCCACUUCCUGCACCCGCCUCUCAUCCCGCUCAGUGAUGUCACUGCCGGGUCCUGUGACAUCAUCACUGACAUCACUGCGUGUGAUGUGUCGAUUCGUUGCACCGGACAGUCGAGGAGCUUCAUCGGCUGAAUAUCAAGCGAAACAGUUUGUGUGAGGAAGUCGACUGCACGUUUGGAGAUGGACGCACAGCUCUCACGCUUCCUGUCGCACCUGCUUCACCUGUCCCGCCCUUUCCGAGCCUCUGCUCCCGCUUUGGAGCGUUGGGACGUCCCGCUCCGCAGCGAGGAAAAACCCAACAAAUCGACAUCCGGGUCGACGAGCCCCCGCUUCCUCCUCUGCCUCUGCACGUCUUUGAAACCGCAAAGAGAAAACAUGUUCAUGGAAACUUUAAAUGGCAAAUAAAUAAAUAAAUAAAUAAAUAAGGGUACAUAUUCAAUACACAUUUACAUACACACACAAAUAUUUAAUCACAAACUUAACUUGUUGAUUUGUGCGUCUUUGACAGAACAGCUUCACCAGUCGUUUCUGCUUUGUGCUGAUUGUUAGAGAGCAACUUGGUCCUUUUUCCAUAUUUGAACCGAAUGUCCCGUUUCUUCCGGUGAUUCAGAAUCGCCGUGGCGGCAGAGCCGGUGCUCCCCUGCUGCGUUUGUGUCUGUGAAGCUAGAAAGAGAAAAAAUGUCCAGCAGCUUCUGCUGACACAAUAAAAACAGGCUCUAUUUGCUGUCUCUCUCUUUCCAGUUUGCUCGAGAUGCUGCAGAAACGCCUCUUAGAUCUUUUUGUUUUGUUCUUUGCUGUAUCAGGAGAGCGCCACUUCUCCUUUUUCUACAUGUUUGGAAACAGCAGCGUCACAAACCUCAGUCACGUUUUCUCCACUAAUUGAGAAUUUGAGCCGAGCGCUGCAGAGUCAAUCCUCUCCUCCUGUUCUUCUUUGAAACAACAGCAUCGUGCAUUUUAUCUUUUUUUCUGCUCAUUUUGGAUUUUGGUUGAUCAUUCCUUUUGUUUUUGUCAUGACGGAGCGUUGAGUCAGUCUCUGUACUGGACGUGCAGUUUGUGCUGUACGUCGUGUUGUCGUGUUAGUUGUUGGGUAGAUUUCCUGUCAGGGGUCUGAGUUUUUCCACUCAGAACGAUGAUGAUGAUGAUGACGAUGAUGAUGAUGAUGAUGACGAUGAUGUGGCGUUCACACUCGUCCUCAUCAGUCUGUUGGUUUUCAGCGUCGGCUGAUGUUGAGCUGUGAUCGCUUCGUCUCGCAGCGUCCGACGUUUCUCGCUCCUUUUCCCUCCUUCAGCUUCACCGUCGCUUCGCUGUUUGACGUCGCAGCUUUGGUGAGUUUUCAGGCGACGUCACCGAUCGCCGGGCGGCUUCACGCCGUUUGUUCCUGCAGAUAAAAACCUGUUUGUUCCUGCAGAUAAAAACCUGUUUGUUCCUGCAGAUAAAAACCUGUUUGUUCCUGCAGAUAAAAACCUGUUUGUUCCUGCAGAAACAGCCGGCGCGUCGCUGCAUUUCUCAUCAAAUUUCCUUUCGGCGGUAAACUGACGUUCUCCAUCACGGCCUUAAGCCAGCUCAGUGUGAGCUCGUAGUUUUGACUUAAAUCACCACAUUCCUGCGUUUAGGCUUAAAUGGGAAUGUCCCGGUGAUCCCUGACGGCUGCAGUUAUAACGCUAGCAGCGAGUGAGAUAGCUAGCAUAGCAGAGAUCCCUGCUGCGUCAGUGGUUCAUUAGCAGCUUUUUAACAAUAAAAUUCACUUUUUGUGAUCACGCAGUUCCCCGGUCAUUUUCCCUUCAGCUACACAACAUUUUUUUUUUUUUUAAAUGUACGUUUGCUAGUUUAAAGGAAAUGUUUGAGACGGUGCGUGGGACUAAAAGUGCAAACUCCUGCAGAGGGCGCUCUUUACUGGGUUUAUGGAUCUUUCCAAACAAGAUGAAAUGGCCGCGGUUUGAAGGUAAACGGCUGAAAGCUGUGAUGAACCACUGAGGCAGCAGCUCAGGCGUCUCUAGUGUUUGCUUUUCAGGUUUUAUUAUUUUUUUUAUUCAUUUUCUCAGUUUCUCUCUCACCUGGUUUACAUGACGGUGAAAAAACGGCAAGUUUAGCAACGUGCUACGCUAAGUUCAUCAUGUCUUCAGUGAAAGGAUGUCGAUACGCUUUAAAAAAGGAAAACAAGUUAAAGUAUCUUUCCCACAGUGCACUGCAGCGCCCACAUUCGUCCGUUCAGAAAGUUAAAACUGAAAAAGCCAUUCCUUAUUUCUUCAUUCACGUCUGAGUGCGGUGUGUGGGUUUGUUCAUGCCUUAUGUGAAGUUCAUAUAUAAUAAUGUUUCUCUUUAAUGAUGUGAGCUAAACGGCUGUCCGCUCGUAUGAGGCUCUUUCUUCACUUUCUUCACUGUUUGGGAAACAUUUUGAGGAAAUUUAAAUCGGCUGUUGUUGCUUUCCAAAUGGAGUUGGGACUAAAAACUGGGACCAAAUCAGUAAAAAAAAAAAAUGUAAUUCAUAAUAAGAAACGGAUGAAGGGUUGUGUUCCAAAUAUAUAUAUGAUAUGUGUGUACCAGUUUUUCCAGGAUAAAAGUUUAACGAAGCCUUAAACUGAUUCCAAGGUACAGCUGAUUACAUCCUCAGAUGUUUGAACAAAUCUCCUCACAUAAUGAUAUUCCUUUUUUUUUUUCUGGAAGUAAAUAUUGAAAGGAAGGAAACUCUUCACACAAGCCAUUUAAAAGCAUGUUAGUCGUGACGGUUGUAAUUUCUGUCUUCAGAUUAUCUGUCUGACUGAUGAACAGACUCCUCCAUGCUGACAUUUACACUGUUGUUUAAAGGUUUGAGGGGUUUUUUGUUUUGUUUUGAGGGUUUCUUUGUGUAAUUCCAGCUGUUAUAAUCUCUUGUAAAAUGUUUGUAUAUCGAUGAAACACCGACAUGUGUCAGCAUCAUGCAAGUUUACGGUUUCCAGCCUUCAGGAACUGGCUUUAAUGGUUUAUUCUGGAGUGAUUGUUUCUGUCUCCUUCUCUUACUUUUUGUGUUUGUCUGCUUUCUUGUCCACUGUGUGUGUGUGUGUGUGUGUGUGUGUCUGUGUGUGUGCGUGUGUGUGUGUGUGUGUGUGUGUAAGAGGGGAAGGUGGUUGUUAUUGGAAUAAACUCGGUGUCGACUCUGAA
This is a messenger RNA of Myripristis murdjan (pinecone soldierfish), 4105 nucleotides long. RefSeq names its product B cell receptor associated protein 31 (gene bcap31). The coding region runs from base 147 to 878 and encodes 243 amino acids. The transcript has 8 exons. NCBI's taxonomy places the organism in Eukaryota, Metazoa, Chordata, Actinopteri, Holocentriformes, Holocentridae. The record is from RefSeq and is a predicted model, not a curated record. Gene Ontology annotation, biological process: intracellular protein transport; endoplasmic reticulum to Golgi vesicle-mediated transport. Gene Ontology annotation, cellular component: endoplasmic reticulum membrane; endoplasmic reticulum.